CUCAAAGAGAAUAAACUAGAUCAAAUGAAAGUGGAACUUCAAAAUCAACAAAAGGAAAUGGAUUACAUGAAAAACAACACAAUAAUGGAAAGAAUCGAUAUGGAGAAUUUGGAACAAAAGAGAGAUGAGUUGGCCAGAGACUACGAAAACCUCAGCAUUCAGAAACAAGCUUUUGAGAAUGAGAAAUAUGACAUGUAUAAUAUGAGGGCAGAACUACACAAAGAGAAAGAAGAUAUCCUGAAGCUAAAGCUAAACCUUCACAUAGAAGGACAAAGGUUUGCAGCAGAGAUAGAAAAAGAGAGACAGCAUCUUGUUGAUGAGGCCAAACUUAAAAAUGACAUCCUGAAUGAAAUGCAAGCUGAGAUAGAAAGACAGCAACUAGCCAUUGCUAUAGACAAAGAGAUGAUUACAAACGAAAGGUUGGAUCUGGAGAAAACCAAGGAAGAUUUCAAAAGGCAGUGUGUUAUCCAGUCGGCGGAGAAUGACAUCACACGGACUGAGCUGCAGAAAGAGAGGGAUACUCUUGAUCAGAUUGAUGUGGAGAUCUUAAGACAAAAAUAUGACCUUGAGAGAAAUAAGGCUGAGCUGUUAGAGCAGAAGCAGCUGAUGGAGAUCAAUUUGAGGGAAAUGCUUAAGAAGGAUACUGAAAAUGUGGACCACCUUAAGAAACAGCUGUUGGAGGAGAAGAAAUCAAUCGAGGAAAGCAAGAAACAACUGGAAAAAGACAUAAAUGACAUGAAGCAAAAGAAAUCAAUCCUGAAUGAAGAAUUAGAGUUGAUAAAAAUCAACAAAAAAAAUAUUCAAGAUGAAAAAGGUGAUCUUGAGCAAAUGAAAGCAGAGCUCCAAAGGAAAACUGAGGCUAUAGAAAAGUCAAUGCAAGAGAUGAGUGAGAAUAGGAAAGAUGCACUUGAGGGAGAUACUGAAGAUAGCAAAAUUAAAGCAGACCUAUAUAAACAAAAAGAGGUGUUGGAAACGUAUGCCAAAAAGCUUAAAGAAUGCAAAAUUGAACUACAGAAGGCAAAAACUGAGACAGAAAAAAUUAGGAAUGAUUCUGAUCUUGAAAGACAGGCAAUAAAACAGAUGGAAGAAAAUGUACAAAAGGAAAGAGAAAGUAUUGAGGAUAUCAGACGUAAUCUACUUAAUCAGGAAGAGGAAAUUGAAAAAGAAAAGAUAGCAGUAAAGAUGAGAAGUCAUGAACUACAUCUCCUCCUAGCAGAAACAGAAAAACUAAAAGAAGAGAUGGUUAAACAAAGGGAUGAAUCAGAGCAAGGAAUACAAGAAGAGCGAAGGAGACUAAAGAUGGCAGAGGAGGAAUGGGCUGCACACAUUAAAAAGUUGCAAGAAGAGAUUGACAAAGAGAAAGUUCUAAAGGCUGAAUUAGCAAAAGAACAAGAAUCAAAUGAUGAAAAGUUGAAAGAGGUCAUGAGAGAAAUGGAAAAAUAUUAUAAGAUGACAGCGCUCCAGCAAAAGCAAAGAGAAGAAAACGAAAAGGAUUUGGAAGAAACCAAACGUGAGAAACAAGAACUGGAAGACAUCAGAUUAAAUAUUCGAAUUCAAAAAGAGGAGUUUGAGACAAAAAGGCAUUCCGAGAUGGAGAAACUCAUUAGUAUGAGAGCUGAAAUACAGAAGAAAAGCCAAGAAUUAGAGGACAAGAUUCAAAAGACUAAACUUGAGAUGGGAGAACUGAAGCUUCUUCAUGAUGAAACUGAUAGCAAGAGGAAAGAUCUUGAUGAAAGGAUGAGACAGGUUGUAAGAAAAAGAGAUGAGAUGGAGAAAAUAAGGGCUGACAUAGAAAAUGCAAAUGAGAAACUUAAAAUGGAAAGGAUAAUGCUAAGUAUAGAGCGGGGUGAGAUGGAACAACUAAAAGCCGAGAUUCAAAGAGCAAAAGAGGGAAUGGAAUCCCCCAUGGAAGAGAGAGGUGGCGAUCUGGAGGAAAGGGAACAGAUGAACAUUGAGUUACAGAGGCUUAUUCAAGAGGUUGAAAAGACUGGUCAAAUGUCUUGGAAAACAGAAUAUGAUCCAGAAAAAAGGAUGGAGAGAGGUGAUGUUGUUGAAGUAGAGGAAAGACAAGAAAUGAUUGCUUACAUGCAGAAAUUGAUCCACGAAAUUGAGCAUAUUAGAAAAGUUCUCAGAAGAAUGAAAGAUGAAGUCAACACAACUAGGAAUGAAAGACUUGAACUGGAGAAUAUGAGGCAAGAAGUUGAAGCCACGAGACAGAAAAUUAAAGAAACUUAUGAGCAGCAGAAGAAUGAGAUACAACAUGAAAGACAGCUAAUAGAAAGAAGCAAAGACUUGUUGAGUAGAGAGAGAAGUGAGCUUGAGAAAAAAAGAGAUGCUUUGGAGAGUCAAAUACAAGAAAUGACAUUGGAAAAACAAAAACUACAUAAUCAAUCUGAACUACUGCAUAAAGCAAAGGCUGACACACAGAAGAAGUCUGAGAUUCUAGAAAGCCUUCUAGAAGAGACAACCAGAGAGAAAGCAGAAGAUACAUUACCCAGGGGAAAGGAAGGAGCUGAGAGUUCCUCUGAAAUGACAGAGGGAGUGUCAGUGGAUUUAACAGAUAAAAUGGAAGCAUUAAGCAUUGACGACCCACAAGAUGUUACAACUGAGAAAAGUGAGAGUAUGAUGGAAGAAGUGAACAGAAAAAUAGAAAAAGUGACAGGGAUGAAGGCUGAGGGGCAUCGACAACAGUUAGAACUUGAAAAGAGUAAAGUAGAUAUAAACCAUCAGAGGGCUGAGCUAGGAAAAAUGAGGUCUGUUAUAUUAAAAAGUGAAAGGAACACUGAAAGUAGAGAGUCAGGAUUACCAUCAGGUGAGGUGGAAUUGAUAGAAAUACAGAGACAGAAAGAAGAAUUAGAAGAAAGAAUUCAAAAAAUUAUACAUGAGAAGAGAGAACUGGAAGUCAUUAGGUCUGAGAUAGUCCUAGAAAAGAAGGACCUGGAUCAGAAAAUGAAACAAGUAGUGAGAAAAAGGGAUGAAAUGGAGAGGAUAAAGACUGAGAUAGCAAAGGCCAGAGAAGAGAUCAUCAGAGAGGGGAAAGAGCUGGAGCUGUUAAGGAAUAGCAUUCAAAGCACUAGAGAUGAUUUUGAACUCUUGGUAGAGAGAACUACCAAUCUAGAAGAUGACGAUACUACAAACACUGACAUUCAAAGGCUCAUUUUAGAGGUAGAUAAAAUCAGGGACAUGGUGCGUGAUCUGAAAUAUGACAUGGAGAGCAGGAUGGAGGAAAGAAAGACAGAAAAGCAUGAAAAAGAAAGCUUCAAAUCUGAGAUCCAGAGGCUAAUUCAAGAUAUUGGACAAAUACGAGAAAAUCUAGGAAGACUUAGAGAAGAGCUAGAAACCACCAGAAGACACAAGAAUCAAUUGGAGAGGAAAAGGGUAGAACUUGUACAGGAGCAACGAGACCAAGACAGCAUGAGAGAAAUACUGCAGAAAGAAAGAAAAGAGCUGGAAAAAAUCAAGGACGACUUAAACCGAGAAAAGGAAUAUCUAGAAACAGAAAGAAAAUUAGACAAGGUAGAAUUGGUCAAAGAAAAAGUUAAGGACACAGAAGAAAUAGCUAUCCAGAAGUCAAAGGAAGAACUUCAAAGGGUCACUGAGGAACUACUGAGAAAUAAGAGUGAUCUGGAACAUGUGUUGAACGAUAUACAAAGCCUGAGGCAAACCAAGGAAGAAAUGAAAGCAUUGCAUGAAAAGAAAAAGAGUGAACUGGAAGCAAUAACUUCUGAGUUAAAAAGGAGAGAGCAGAUACUAGAGAAGCAGAAAAAUCUGCUUGAGGAGGAGGGACGAAUAGUUAAAGAAAUAGAUAAAAAGAAAGAGAAACUUGAGAAGAUAAAUUUGGAAAUGCUGAAUAAAAGAGAAGAUAUUGCAAAAGAGAACGAUAAUGCAAAGCAAGAAAGGCAAGAGUUAGAGCUCUUCAGGGAUGACCUACAAAGACAAAGAGAUUAUGCUGAAUCUUUAAAACAAGAUUUGAUGAAGGUGAAUGAUCGGUUAGAAGACCAAAAAUCUGAAAUUAACAAACAAAAGCAUGAGAUGCGCACUGCCUAUGAGAAAGAAUGGAAAAAUCUAGAAAAGAUGAGGUUGGAGCUAGAAAACAAGAGAGUUGAACUUGAAGAUAGAAUUAGAGGUACCAGAAAGAUGGAGGAGACUCUAGAGGAGAUUAAGAAUGAACUAAACAAAGAAAAAGAGUAUGUGAAAGGAAUGAAGCAGCUAGUCAGCAAGGAGAGGGAUUUGAUUGAACAAGAGAAAGAUAGUUUAAGAAAACAGACACAAGAGGUAGAUAUCAUGAAUCAAAAUAUUAAAAAGGAAAAAUCAGGGCUGAGAGUUGCCCGUGAUGAACUUCAAAAGAAUUUAGAAGUCAUAGAAAUCCUCAAGCAGGAAAUAAACAGUAAGAAAGACCAAAUUCUUAAACUUCAAAUUCAAAGUGAGCAUAUGGAAAAGAUCAUUAAAGAAAUGGAGACUGAGAAAAAAGAUUUGGAUAUAAUGAGAGCUGAACUGCUAAAUGAAAAGAUAGAACUGAAAAAUGACAGGGAUAUUUAUGAAAUGGAAAACACUAAUCUGCAAUUUAAUAAAGAAAAGUUAGUGAGAGAAACGGAGGACCUGGAAACAAAAGCGUCACAACAGAGAGUAAAGAAUGAGAAGGCAAUACAUGAGAUUCAAAAUCAGAGAGAGGCUCUAGAACAGAUGAGAGUGGACAGAGCAAAAGACAGAGAUGAUAUUGUCAAAGAGAAGGAUCACAUACUUUCAGAAAGGCAAAAACUGCUCACACUUAAAGGAGAGUUGCAAAGAAAGGAAAGUGAGCUUGACUACAGAAUGCAAACUCUCAUGAACGAGAAACAGACGCUGAAACAGACUCAAGAUGAAAUGUAUGAAAUGCAAGAAAAGAUUAAAAGUAAUCUGAACAGAAAAGAAGUGGAAAUUGAAGAAGAGAGACAAAAAUUAAUAGAAAUGGAUGAAACUAUGAAGAAUGAAAAGAAUGAAUAUAGAAAGUUGUUUGAAGAGGUACAGAAAGAAAAUGAACUUCAGUGUCAAAGACAACAAAUGGAAGAGGACAUGACAAUGAAAGCUGCGAAGAAGAGAGAAGAAAUCAAUCAGCUUUUUGAGCAACUAAAUGCACAAGAAGAAGAGAUACAAGUUAAAAAAGAAAAACUACUGGAAGAGAGAGAAGAUUUUGAACAAUCAAAGGCUGAGUUCCUGCUGAAUGUCCUUGAGAACACCAGAAAGAAACAAGACAUGGAAGAAAAGCUUAAAAAGGCAAACAUGGAAUAUGAUAGUGUCAUAGAAGAAACAAACAGGAAAAGGAAUGAACUAGAGAGAAUACAUUUUGAUAUAUCAGAGCAAACCCAAAACAUUAAGACCAAGAAAGAGCUUCUGGAGAAAGAGAGAAAGGACAUUGACAUGGAAAGGGAAGAGUUGCUGAGAAGAGCUGAUGAACUGGAGCUGCAAAGAACAAAACUCAAGGAAAAAGAAGACAUGAUUAAAAUAGCAAUGAAGGAAGAGAGGACGUUUGUUGAGCAGAAGGGUGAUGAAAUCUUGAGACAGAAAGAUGAGUUACAGAAGAAAAAAGCAGAUAUGAUUCAGAAGCAGUGCGAACUAGACAUUCUUCAGGAAGAAAUACAACAAAAAAGGGAUAAAAUGGAAGAAGCAGAAAACAAGUUACAGACUGAAAAGUCUUUGCUUGAGCAGGGAAAGACUGAAAUGAAUCAACAGCAGCAAAGACUGGAAGAGAGUUUAAGAGCCAUGAAUGAGGAGAGGAGUGAUCUGGAAAAGAGGAAGAUUGAAUCUGAAGCACACAGACAACAAAUGGUAAAAGAGAUGAGAGUAAAAGCAAAGAUGGAGAGGGAUGAACUUGAUCAGUUAAAGAGUGAACUGGAAAGAAAAAAGACUGAAAUAAAUCAUGAGCAGCAGAAACUGGAUGAUGACAAGAAAGUGAUUGAACAGGAAAAAUCUGACCUAGAGAAAAUGAGAUCUGAAAUAAUGAAACAAAAAUUGCAAAUGGAAGAAGACAGCAGAGAGAUAAUCAAACUAGAGAGAUCAGAACUUGACCAGAAAAUAGAAGACAUUGAGGUAGAAAAAUCUGGAAUUGAAAAGAGCAAGGUAACACUACAGAAGUUAAAGAAUGAAGUGGAAGAACAUAUAAAUGAAAUAACAGUCCAAAAAGAAGAAAUUGAACAUGAGAGACAAAAGAUCAUGAAUGAAAAAGCUUCACUGGCUCAAAGCAAGGCUGAACUGAAUAAGGAAAGUCAACAGAUCAGGGACAUGGAGGAGGAAAUAAAGAAGGAAAGGGAAACAUUGAAGGAAAAAGAAGGCCAUCUACGAAAGGAAAAAGAAGAAAUUGAGAACGUUAUUGAAGAAACAAGGAGAAGAAAAGAGGAUAUGGAAAAGUUAAGCACAGACAUAACCAAACAAAAACAGGAGUUGCAGAGUUCCAGAAAACUUCUAGAACAGGAAAGAGAAGAAAUACACAUUAAAAGGACACAGUUACAACAAAGAAUUCUUGAUUUUGAGGAUAAUGUAAAACAACAAAGGGAAGAUAGCAUGAAAGAACAGCAGAAUAUAGAAAACCAAAGAAAUUGUCUAGAGCAGUCCAAAGCUGAGAUCCUGGAACUGAAGACUAAAGCUGUGCUGGAGCAAGAAGAAAUAAACCAAAGGAAUCAUGAGUUGAAUACACUGAAAGACGAGAUCAUUAAAGAGAAAGAGGAACUACACGAAAGUAGAAACAAGGUUUUAACUGAAACAGCCGCACUUAAGAUGAGAGCUUCUGAAAUAAACCAACAGCAGCAAGAGCUGGCUGAGAAGUUAAAAGAGACGAUAGAGGAGAGAAAUGGACUUGAAACAUUGCGAAAUGAACUUCAGUGUCAAAGACAACAAAUGGAAGAGGACAUGACAAUGAAAGCUGCGAAGAAGAGAGAAGAAAUCGAUCAGCUUUUUGAGCAACUAAAUGCACAAGAAGAAGAGAUACAAGUUAAAAAAGAAAAACUACUGGAAGAGAGAGAAGAUUUUGAACAAUCAAAGGCUGAGUUCCUCCUGAAUGUCCUUGAGAACACCAGAAAGAAACAAGACAUGGAAGAAAAGCUUAAAAAGGCAAACAUGGAAUAUGAUAGUGUCAUAGAAGAAACAAACAGGAAAAGGAAUGAACUAGAGAGAAUACAUUUUGAUAUAUCAGAGCAAACCCAAAACAUUAAGACCAAGAAAGAGCUUCUGGAGAAAGAGAGAAAGGACAUUGACAUGGAAAGGGAAGAGUUGCUGAGAAGAGCUGAUGAACUGGAGCUGCAAAGAACAAAACUCAAGGAAAAAGAAGAGAUGAUUAAAAUAGCAAUGGAGGAAGAGAGGACGUUUGUUGAGCAGAAGGGUGAUGAAAUCUUGAGACAGAAAGAUGAGUUACAGAAGAAAAAAGCAGAUAUGAUUCAGAAGCAGUGCGAACUAGACAUUCUUCAGGAAGAAAUACAACAAAAAAGGGAUAAAAUGGAAGAAGCAGAAAACAAGUUACAGACUGAAAAGUCUUUGCUUGAGCAGGGAAAGACUGAAAUGAAUCAACAGCAGCAAAGACUGGAAGAGAGUUUAAGAGCCAUGAAUGAGGAGAGGAGUGAUCUGGAAAAGAGGAAGAUUGAAUCUGAAGCACACAGACAACAAAUGGUAAAAGAGAUGAGAGUAAAAGCAAAGAUGGAGAGGGAUGAACUUGAUCAGUUAAAGAGUGAACUGGAAAGAAAAAAGACUGAAAUAAAUCAUGAGCAGCAGAAACUGGAUGAUGACAAGAAAGUGAUUGAACAGGAAAAAUCUGACCUAGAGAAAAUGAGAUCUGAAAUAAUGAAACAAAAAUUGCAAAUGGAAGAAGACAGCAGAGAGAUAAUCAAACUAGAGAGAUCAGAACUUGACCAGAAAAUAGAAGACAUUGAGGUAGAAAAAUCUGGAAUUGAAAAGAGCAAGGUAACACUACAGAAGUUAAAGAAUGAAGUGGAAGAACAUAUAAAUGAAAUAACAGUCCAAAAAGAAGAAAUUGAACAUGAGAGACAAAAGAUCAUGAAUGAAAAAGCUUCACUGGCUCAAAGCAAGGCUGAACUGAAUAAGGAAAGUCAACAAAUCAGGGACAUGGAGGAGGAAAUAAAGAAGGAAAGGGAAACAUUGAAGGAAAAAGAAGGCCAUCUACGAAAGGAAAAAGAAGAAAUUGAGAGCGUUAUUGAAGAAACAAGGAGAAGAAAAGAGGAUAUGGAAAAGUUAAGCACAGACAUAACCAAACAAAAACAGGAGUUGCAGAAUUCCAGAAAACUUCUAGAACAGGAAAGAGAAGAAAUACACAUUAAAAGGACACAGUUACAACAAAGAAUUCUUGAUUUUGAGGAUAAUGUAAAACAACAAAGGGAAGAUAGCAUGAAAGAACAGCAGAAUAUAGAAAACCAAAGAAAUUGUCUAGAGCAGUCCAAAGCUGAGAUCCUGGAACUGAAGACUAAAGCUGUGCUGGAGCAAGAAGAAAUAAACCAAAGGAAUCAUGAGUUGAAUACACUGCAAGACGAGAUCAUUAAAGAGAAAGAGGAACUACACGAAAGUAGAAACAAGCAGCAAGAGCUGGCUGAGAAGUUAAAAGAGACGAUAGAGGAGAGAAAUGGACUUGAAACAUUGCGAAAUGAACUUCAGUGUCAAAGACAACAAAUGGAAGAGGACAUGACAAUGAAAGCUGCGAAGAAGAGAGAAGAAAUCGAUCAGCUUUUUGAGCAACUAAAUGCACAAGAAGAAGAGAUACAAGUUAAAAAAGAAAAACUACUGGAAGAGAGAGAAGAUUUUGAACAAUCAAAGGCUGAGUUCCUGCUGAAUGUCCUUGAGAACACCAGAAAGAAACAAGACAUGGAAGAAAAGCUUAAAAAGGCAAACAUGGAAUAUGAUAGUGUCAUAGAAGAAACAAACAGGAAAAGGAAUGAACUAGAGAGAAUACAUUUUGAUAUAUCAGAGCAAACCCAAAACAUUAAGACCAAGAAAGAGCUUCUGGAGAAAGAGAGAAAGGACAUUGACAUGGAAAGGGAAGAGUUGCUGAGAAGAGCUGAUGAACUGGAGCUGCAAAGAACAAAACUCAAGGAAAAAGAAGAGAUGAUUAAAAUAGCAAUGGAGGAAGAGAGGACGUUUGUUGAGCAGAAGGGUGAUGAAAUCUUGAGACAGAAAGAUGAGUUACAGAAGAAAAAAGCAGAUAUGAUUCAGAAGCAGUGCGAACUAGACAUUCUUCAGGAAGAAAUACAACAAAAAAGGGAUAAAAUGGAAGAAGCAGAAAACAAGUUACAGACUGAAAAGUCUUUGCUUGAGCAGGGAAAGACUGAAAUGAAUCAACAGCAGCAAAGACUGGAAGAGAGUUUAAGAGCCAUGAAUGAGGAGAGGAGUGAUCUGAAAAGAGGAAGAUUGAAUCUGAAGCACACAGACAACAAAUGGAAAAAGAAGGCCAUCUACGUAAAGGAAAAAGAAGAAAUUGAGAGCGUUAUUGAAGAAACAAGGAGAAGAAAAGAGGAUAUGGAAAAGUUAAGCACAGACAUAACCAAACAAAAACAGGAGUUGCAGAAUUCCAGAAAACUUCUAGAACAGGAAAGAGAAGAAAUACACAUUAAAAGGACACAGUUACAACAAAGAAUUCUUGAUUUUGAGGAUAAUGUAAAACAACAAAGGGAAGAUAGCAUGAAAGAACAGCAGAAUAUAGAAAACCAAAGAAAUUGUCUAGAGCAGUCCAAAGCUGAGAUCCUGGAACUGAAGACUAAAGCUGUGCUGGAGCAAGAAGAAAUAAACCAAAGGAAUCAUGAGUUGAAUACACUGCAAGACGAGAUCAUUAAAGAGAAAGAGGAACUACACGAAAGUAGAAACAAGGUUUUAACUGAAACAGCCGCACUUAAGAUGAGAGCUUCUGAAAUAAACCAACAGCAGCAAGAGCUGGCUGAGAAGUUAAAAGAGACGAUAGAGGAGAGAAAUGGACUUGAAACAUUGCGAAAUGAACUUCAGUGUCAAAGACAACAAAUGGAAGAGGACAUGACAAUGAAAGCUGCGAAGAAGAGAGAAGAAAUCGAUCAGCUUUUUGAGCAACUAAAUGCACAAGAAGAAGAGAUACAAGUUAAAAAAGAAAAACUACUGGAAGAGAGAGAAGAUUUUGAACAAUCAAAGGCUGAGUUCCUGCUGAAUGUCCUUGAGAACACCAGAAAGAAACAAGACAUGGAAGAAAAGCUUAAAAAGGCAAACAUGGAAUAUGAUAGUGUCAUAGAAGAAACAAACAGGAAAAGGAAUGAACUAGAGAGAAUACAUUUUGAUAUAUCAGAGCAAACCCAAAACAUUAAGACCAAGAAAGAGCUUCUGGAGAAAGAGAGAAAGGACAUUGACAUGGAAAGGGAAGAGUUGCUGAGAAGAGCUGAUGAACUGGAGCUGCAAAGAACAAAACUCAAGGAAAAAGAAGAGAUGAUUAAAAUAGCAAUGGAGGAAGAGAGGACGUUUGUUGAGCAGAAGGGUGAUGAAAUCUUGAGACAGAAAGAUGAGUUACAGAAGAAAAAAGCAGAUAUGAUUCAGAAGCAGUGCGAACUAGACAUUCUUCAGGAAGAAAUACAACAAAAAAGGGAUAAAAUGGAAGAAGCAGAAAACAAGUUACAGACUGAAAAGUCUUUGCUUGAGCAGGGAAAGACUGAAAUGAAUCAACAGCAGCAAAGACUGGAAGAGAGUUUAAGAGCCAUGAAUGAGGAGAGGAGUGAUCUGGAAAAGAGGAAGAUUGAAUCUGAAGCACACAGACAACAAAUGGUAAAAGAGAUGAGAGUAAAAGCAAAGAUGGAGAGGGAUGAACUUGAUCAGUUAAAGAGUGAACUGGAAAGAAAAAAGACUGAAAUAAAUCAUGAGCAGCAGAAACUGGAUGAUGACAAGAAAGUGAUUGAACAGGAAAAAUCUGACCUAGAGAAAAUGAGAUCUGAAAUAAUGAAACAAAAAUUGCAAAUGGAAGAAGACAGCAGAGAGAUAAUCAAACUAGAGAGAUCAGAACUUGACCAGAAAAUAGAAGACAUUGAGGUAGAAAAAUCUGGAAUUGAAAAGAGCAAGGUAACACUACAGAAGUUAAAGAAUGAAGUGGAAGAACAUAUAAAUGAAAUAACAGUCCAAAAAGAAGAAAUUGAACAUGAGAGACAAAAGAUCAUGAAUGAAAAAGCUUCACUGGCUCAAAGCAAGGCUGAACUGAAUAAGGAAAGUCAACAGAUCAGGGACAUGGAGGAGGAAAUAAAGAAGGAAAGGGAAACAUUGAAGGAAAAAGAAGGCCAUCUACGAAAGGAAAAAGAAGAAAUUGAGAGCGUUAUUGAAGAAACAAGGAGAAGAAAAGAGGAUAUGGAAAAGUUAAGCACAGACAUAACCAAACAAAAACAGGAGUUGCAGAAUUCCAGAAAACUUCUAGAACAGGAAAGAGAAGAAAUACACAUUAAAAGGACACAGUUACAACAAAGAAUUCUUGAUUUUGAGGAUAAUGUAAAACAACAAAGGGAAGAUAGCAUGAAAGAACAGCAGAAUAUAGAAAACCAAAGAAAUUGUCUAGAGCAGUCCAAAGCUGAGAUCCUGGAACUGAAGACUAAAGCUGUGCUGGAGCAAGAAGAAAUAAACCAAAGGAAUCAUGAGUUGAAUACACUGCAAGACGAGAUCAUUAAAGAGAAAGAGGAACUACACGAAAGUAGAAACAAGGUUUUAACUGAAACAGCCGCACUUAAGAUGAGAGCUUCUGAAAUAAACCAACAGCAGCAAGAGCUGGCUGAGAAGUUAAAAGAGACGAUAGAGGAGAGAAAUGGACUUGAAACAUUGCGAAAUGAACUUCAGUGUCAAAGACAACAAAUGGAAGAGGACAUGACAAUGAAAGCUGCGAAGAAGAGAGAAGAAAUCGAUCAGCUUUUUGAGCAACUAAAUGCACAAGAAGAAGAGAUACAAGUUAAAAAAGAAAAACUACUGGAAGAGAGAGAAGAUUUUGAACAAUCAAAGGCUGAGUUCCUGCUGAAUGUCCUUGAGAACACCAGAAAGAAACAAGACAUGGAAGAAAAGCUUAAAAAGGCAAACAUGGAAUAUGAUAGUGUCAUAGAAGAAACAAACAGGAAAAGGAAUGAACUAGAGAGAAUACAUUUUGAUAUAUCAGAGCAAACCCAAAACAUUAAGACCAAGAAAGAGCUUCUGGAGAAAGAGAGAAAGGACAUUGACAUGGAAAGGGAAGAGUUGCUGAGAAGAGCUGAUGAACUGGAGCUGCAAAGAACAAAACUCAAGGAAAAAGAAGAGAUGAUUAAAAUAGCAAUGAAGGAAGAGAGGACGUUUGUUGAGCAGAAGGGUGAUGAAAUCUUGAGACAGAAAGAUGAGUUACAGAAGAAAAAAGCAGAUAUGAUUCAGAAGCAGUGCGAACUAGACAUUCUUCAGGAAGAAAUACAACAAAAAAGGGAUAAAAUGGAAGAAGCAGAAAACAAGUUACAGACUGAAAAGUCUUUGCUUGAGCAGGGAAAGACUGAAAUGAAUCAACAGCAGCAAAGACUGGAAGAGAGUUUAAGAGCCAUGAAUGAGGAGAGGAGUGAUCUGGAAAAGAGGAAGAUUGAAUCUGAAGCACACAGACAACAAAUGGUAAAAGAGAUGAGAGUAAAAGCAAAGAUGGAGAGGGAUGAACUUGAUCAGUUAAAGAGUGAACUGGAAAGAAAAAAGACUGAAAUAAAUCAUGAGCAGCAGAAACUGGAUGAUGACAAGAAAGUGAUUGAACAGGAAAAAUCUGACCUAGAGAAAAUGAGAUCUGAAAUAAUGAAACAAAAAUUGCAAAUGGAAGAAGACAGCAGAGAGAUAAUCAAACUAGAGAGAUCAGAACUUGACCAGAAAAUAGAAGACAUUGAGGUAGAAAAAUCUGGAAUUGAAAAGAGCAAGGUAACACUACAGACGUUAAAGAAUGAAGUGGAAGAACAUAUAAAUGAAAUAACAGUCCAAAAAGAAGAAAUUGAACAUGAGAGACAAAAGAUCAUGAAUGAAAAAGCUUCACUGGCUCAAAGCAAGGCUGAACUGAAUAAGGAAAGUCAACAAAUCAGGGACAUGGAGGAGGAAAUAAAGAAGGAAAGGGAAACAUUGAAGGAAAAAGAAGGCCAUCUACGAAAGGAAAAAGAAGAAAUUGAGAGCGUUAUUGAAGAAACAAGGAGAAGAAAAGAGGAUAUGGAAAAGUUAAGCACAGACAUAACCAAACAAAAACAGGAGUUGCAGAAUUCCAGAAAACUUCUAGAACAGGAAAGAGAAGAAAUACACAUUAAAAGGACACAGUUACAACAAAGAAUUCUUGAUUUUGAGGAUAAUGUAAAACAACAAAGGGAAGAUAGCAUGAAAGAACAGCAGAAUAUAGAAAACCAAAGAAAUUGUCUAGAGCAAUCCAAAGCUGAGAUCCUGGAACUGAAGACUAAAGCUGUGCUGGAGCAAGAAGAAAUAAACCAAAGGAAUCAUGAGUUGAAUACACUGCAAGACGAGAUCAUUAAAGAGAAAGAGGAACUACACGAAAGUAGAAACAAGGUUUUAACUGAAACAGCCGCACUUAAGAUGAGAGCUUCUGAAAUAAACCAACAGCAGCAAGAGCUGGCUGAGAAGUUAAAAGAGACGAUAGAGGAGAGAAAUGGACUUGAAACAUUGCGAAAUGAACUUCAGUGUCAAAGACAACAAAUGGAAGAGGACAUGACAAUGAAAGCUCUGAAGAAGAGAGAAGAAAUCGAUCAGCUUUUUGAGCAACUAAAUGCACAAGAAGAAGUGAUACAAGUUAAAAAAGAAAAACUACUGGAAGAGAGAGAAGAUUUUGAACAAUCAAAGGCUGAGUUCCUGCUGAAUGUCCUUGAGAACACCAGAAAGAAACAAGAAAUGGAAGAAAAGCUUAAAAAGGCAAACAUGGAAUAUGAUAGUGUCAUAGAAGAAACAAACAGGAAAAGGAAUGAACUAGAGAGAAUAAUUGUGGAUAUAUCAGAGCAAACCCAAAACAUUAAGACCAAGAAAGAGCUUCUGGAGAAAGAGAGAAAGGACAUUGACAUGGAAAGGGAAGAGUUGCUGAGAAGAGCUGAUGAACUGGAGCUGCAAAGUGCAAAACUCAAGGAAAAAGAAGAGAUGAGUAAAACAGAAAUGGAGAAAGAGAGGAAGUUUGUUGUGCAGAAAAGUUAUGAAAUCUCAAGGAAGAGAGAUGAAUUAGAGGAGGACAAAGAGGACAUGUUGAAGAAGCAGAGUGAGCUGGAUGCUCUUCAGAAGGAAAUACUAGAAAAAAGAGAUGCAGUUGAAACAGUCAAAUAUGAAUUACAGACUAAAAAGAAUGAACUAAAUAUACAACAUCAAAGACUAGAGGAAAGUUUAAGGUCAAUGAAUGAGGAAAGAAGUGAUGUGGAAAAUAUUGAAUCUGAAGCACACAGACAACAAAUGGAACUAGAAAUGAGAGCGAAAUCAAAGAUGGAGAGGGAGGAACUUGAUAGGAGAAUGGACAAAAUAUUGAUGGAACAACAAGAAAUUGAAAGAACCAAGAACAUGACAGACCACCAAAUGAAAGAGAUAGAGCAAGCAAGAGCAGAACUGAGUACUCAAAAGAAGGAGAUCAGACUUGAAAAGCAGAAAAUGCUGAAUGAGAAAAAAGACCUGAAGCAAUCCAAGGGCUUAAAACUUAAAGGGCCACAUGUUGAACUGUGGGAAGAAGCCUCGCCAGGAGAACAGAUACAAAGGGAAAGAGAUGAAAUCAACAAACUCUUGUCUGAGCUUCAAAGGGAAAAAGAGGGACUUGAAAGAAACAAAAAGCUGAUAGAAAGUCAGAAAGAGACCCUGGAAGAGAUGGAGAGUGAACAACUGAAAAAGAGGCAGGCAGUCAUCUUGGUUAGUUCUGCAACACAAACAUCACUCUCUGAUGUAGGUGAGAUAGGUGACAUUUCAACCCCAAUUCAGGAAGUGAGGGUUGUGGAGCAAAUAGAAAAACAAAAGGCAUACUCAGCCUUCGUAACAAAGGGAAGAGAAUAUGAGAGAAUGGGAGAUGAGGAGGAAAGCAUGGCUGACAAGAUACAAAUGGAGAACAUGGAGCUCAGAAUGAGAAGUGAACAGGGGACCAAAAUCAAGGCAAGUCGAGAGGACACUGCACUGACAGCACAAGAUAAAUAUAUACCAGGUCCAUCCACGAUUGAGAGCGACAAGACAGUAAAGUUGGAAUUUGAGAAGGAUGAAACAGAUGGCCUUACUGAGAAGCUGAAAGCUGAACUGGACAAGACCUUGCUUGAAAAAAUCAGACAAGAAAUUGACAGAGAAAAGAAGGAUCUGGAGGAAUAUAAGUUAGCUUUGGAAAAAGAACUUGAAGACAUUGAGAUAUGUAGACAAAAUGCAGAAAAUGAGAUAUCUGAGUUAGAAAUGACCAAAGGAAAGAUGGAGAAGGACAUGGAAAGAAUCACAGAGGAGACUAAGAUCAAACAGGUGAGAUUAGAGAGUAUGGAUGUCCAACAUCAAGAAAAGAAGAGAGAAAUGGAAACAAUCUGCAAUGAGACAAAAAGGAGUAGAGAGCAGCUGGAUUUGAUUUAUAUGGAGCUAAAAAGAAAGAGACAAGAGAUGUGCAACACUAAAGAGGCACAACAUAUGGAAGAACAUAAUUUUGGAAAACAAACCACUGACACACUUCCAGAGAGGGUGGAGAGUGUAAAAAUUAGACAGGAAUCACAGAUGUCUGAUGAGGAAGUAAUAAAAAGCCAAAAGUAUGCAUUAGAGAAGGAGAAAGGUGAACUUGUAGAAAUGCAUGCAGCACUUCAGAAGAAGCAAAUGGAAAUAGAAAUGAGUCAAGCAAUACUCGAUUCAGAACGAGAUGAGCUAAACAGAAUGAGAAUUGAUCUGGAGACACAAAAAAAGGAGUUAGAACAUAUCCUGCAAAGCAUAGAGACUGAAAAAGAUGAGCUGAAAUCAAGGUUUAGGAGAACAGAGGACACAGAGUGCAUUUUGGAGGAGGCACUGAAAGAAAAGGAAAGGGUAGAACAGAUGGCAUCCCAACUUACCAAAGAACAGGAAGAAUUUAAAAACAUAAUAAAAGAAACAAAAAGAUUGAUUGAUGAGAUCAAAGUUAUUGAUGAGGUAAUUAAAAUGAAGCAAAAAGAAAUGGAGCAGAUUAAGGACCUGAAACAAAAAGAACUGGAUGAAAUAAAAACCAUGAAUGAGAGAGAAAAUCAAGAGCUGCAGUUCAAGAAAGCGGAAUUCAACAAAAUAAAGACUGAAAUUGAUGCUGAAAAUGAAGAAGUUCAAAGAAUUAAGGAGGCAUGUGAGAGAGAAAGAAUUGAACUGGAACAAAGGAAAGCAGACUUACAAAAUGAAGAGUUACAGCAAAUCAAUGCAAAAGUGCAAUGCGAUGAAAUGCAGCACAUGACGGACUUGAUGAAGAAAGAGAGAGAAGAAAUAGAAAAGAUUAAGGCAGACCUAAAGAAUAAGCAGAAAGAAAUUGAGAACAUGAGGGAACAGAUAACAAGAGAGAAGGAUGAGAUAGAACAGAAAAAAGCAGAAAUGCAGCAAAUGACUGAAGAAAUAAGGGGCACAGCCAGUAACACAGAAAUGGCAGUUCACUUUCAGGAGGGAACAAUUAAAAUCGAAGCAAUCCUCAAUGAAACCAAGAAACAGAAAGAUGGAAAGGAAAUGACAGUCAAAGACAGCAGUCUGAAAGUGGAUGGAAUACAUAUGCCAAAAACAGAUGGAGUAACCCAAUCUAAUGCAGAGACACAAACAUUUGAAACUGCCCAACAUGAUGUUCUCCAACCAAGGGAUUACAUAACACUAGAAAGAGAUGAGCUACAAGUCAUGAGAGCUGAAUUACAGAGGCAAAGUGAUGAAAUGGAGAAUAAAAUGAAAACCAUACAAACUGGCUUGGUUGAGCUUGACGAGGCAAAGGCAGACCUACAGAAAGUGACUGAUGAAUGUACAGCUGCUGAAGAAGAAAGGUUAGAGAUUAUGGAGAGUACAAGGAGGAGGAGGAACAGUCUAGAGAAGGUUCCCGCUGAGGUCCUGAGCCUGAGAGAGCAGAUAAAGCAUCUAACUCAAGCAUGCCAAGACAAAAAGAGUGAACUGCUACAAAUAGAGACAGACGUACAAAAACAGAGGAUGAGGACUGUAAAGACUCAACUGGAUAUUGAUAUUCAGAGCCAGCAAGAAGACAAAGAAGUAAGUGUAAAAGAACAUUCUGAAGACAUUAAGCAGAGGAGAACUCAAGAGACACAAACUGCGGCCCAGACUUCCACAGAGCCGCUACAAACACCGAAAAGUGAUGCUCUACCAUGCAAUGAAGAGAUACAUUUGAUGAAAAACAGGAUACAGGAGAUGAUAGAGGAACUGGAGAAUAGAUUACAAGACAUCCAGAGGAAGGAACUGGAAAGGCUUGGCAUGCACAGAGAUAAAAUAGAGCUGGAGCUAAGAAAAGCAGAGAUCGAAAGAUUUACUGAAGCACUUCAGCAUGAUAGAGAGACUGACAGACUAAAACUCAUGGAACAGGAGAGAGAAAUUCUUCUAUUACGGGAAUAUAUGCUGAUUGAGAUAAAUGAACUGAAGAACAAAGGAGAAGUGACAAGUAUGCAACAUUUGGAGAGGAUGGAGCGCCUCAUCAGUGAUGCAGCUGUAAGGACGGACAGAUUCAGGCAGGUCAUGGACAGAGCAGUGCAAACGCUGACACCUGAGAGAACAGGAGAGGAAAUGGGAGAAGUUCAGAGGGUGACUGUUCAGCAGGUGGAAGGUAUCAGUGGAGAUGCAAGGGUGGAGUUUUCUCUGGACGUCCUGAGUGAGGACAUGGAGGAGGGAGCGCAGGGAGAAUUCCAGAGGGGGGCAUACGGUGGGUCCAUUUCACGGAGAAGGAGACUACUGCAUUGGAUUAGACACUGCUGCAAUAGCUGCUGUCACAUAACUUCAAGACAAACUGAGGAGGAAGAGCAGGGCAUUUUAUAAGCAGAUGUCUUGUGAUAUUUUUACAUGAACAUACAUGAAUCGGAAUGUAUACACGUCUAUGUAUUCAUAUAGUGUGGUGUGAAACAUUUUACUUGACACUUCAAUGUCUACUAAAGGCCUAAAAUAGAACCGAGAUACCACAUACAGUAGCAUAAUAAAUAUUUAGUUACAGUAUAAGUAUUUGUUAGCAACCAGUUCCUUGCUGUUACAUAUUUCAUUCCAACAGCCUUGAGUCCUUUGCACUUUCAAAACACAUUGCAGAUGUUUGCAUAUACAUUAUACUAACUGAUCACUGAAAAAGCAAUAAUAUGCAUACAUGCACUUUUCAUCUGCAAUUAACACCUAGAAAAAAAUCACAGAAAGCAUUAACAUAAUGUAUGCAAAUGCAUGUUUAUAUUUCUGUGUGCAUGUGUGCUGUUUUCCCUAAUGUUCAUUUUGUGAAACACUCUGGGACCUGGAUCAACUGAAGCCAAAAUAAUCUACAUUUAUUUCCCAAUGCUAAUGAACAUAAUUAUCUUGUGUAUUUGUGUUUGUUUGUUUUCUUAUAUCCUCUUCUGUGCCAUUUUUUCCCAGAAGGAACUGAAGUGUUGGGUUCACUAAAUAGGGAACUUUGAAAGUUAGGAAAUUACUUAAAAAGCUAUCUUUGAAACAAGCAAAGCUCUCUGUCAGGAUGGAUAUCGCAAUCUUGUGGCAGUGGUGGCUCAGUGGUUGAGGCUCAGGAUUACUGACCAGAGGGUCGGGGGUUCUGACCAGAAGGUCGGGGGUUCAAGCCCCAGCACCACCAAGAUGCCACUGUUGGGCCCUUGAGCAAGGCACUUAACUCCAGGUUGCUCUGGGGGGAUUGUCCCUGUAAUAAGCUUUGGAUAAAAGCGUCUGCCAAAUGCGUAAAUGUAAAUGUUAUAACUCACUCCACCAGCAUGAAUGCUCUGGUCAUCUUUGUUGUGUUCAUAUUCUUGCUGCUCCACAUUGAAGGGAGUGCUGCAUAUGUGCCCUGUUUAAUGUGGAUUCAAAGUGAUGAAUUUCACAACGAUCCACAGCAUGUCAGACUGCUGCCAGUGAACUGUGCAGGCAGGUCAAUUGCAAAGGUCAUUGAAGGAGCUUUUCAAGUUUCUCCUGAGUUGCACAAUAAAGAGGCAAUUUGCUUUUAAAUAAUAACUCCAUAAAGUUCCCAUUAAGAGAAUCCAACACUCAUUAGUUCCAAAAUAAAUCUAUCCUUAUCUAUUAAGUUUAUCCCAGAGUUCAAAAUUUAGUAAAUUGUUAAAAACAUUGCACACACACACACACAAAAUAUUUAAUUUAAUAUUUAACAUAUUUUACUUGUUCACUUGCUCUUUCCAUUGACCUCUACAGUUGUUUAUUCUAAGCAAAUUACAACCUAAUUAUUAACCCUAAAUUGAACCCUAACUCUCACUUUAACAUAAUAAUGUACAGAAGAUAUUAUUAAGUAAGCUGUUUCCUUGUGGGAGCUGUUGGCUUGUCCCCACAAUGUGAUUUCAGGUUUUACAGAAUGUACCAUGUAGGAAAAGCCUUAACACACAAACUCAAUAUUUAAUGUUUGCAAUGUAUUGCUUUGGAUUUUAAAUAAAAUGCUAUUC
Messenger RNA from Xyrauchen texanus (razorback sucker), 19496 nucleotides. RefSeq names its product golgin subfamily B member 1-like. Lineage: Eukaryota; Metazoa; Chordata; Actinopteri; Cypriniformes; Catostomidae. The record is from RefSeq and is a predicted model, not a curated record. Bases 25 to 17901 code for a protein of 5958 amino acids. The transcript has 4 exons.